Molecule: messenger RNA, 2014 nt
Organism: Cheilinus undulatus (humphead wrasse)
Lineage: Eukaryota; Metazoa; Chordata; Actinopteri; Labriformes; Labridae
Gene: bbox1
Product: butyrobetaine (gamma), 2-oxoglutarate dioxygenase (gamma-butyrobetaine hydroxylase) 1
Exons: 8
Coding region: 146-1495 (449 amino acids)
Biological process (GO): carnitine biosynthetic process
Cellular component (GO): mitochondrion
Molecular function (GO): iron ion binding; gamma-butyrobetaine dioxygenase activity
Source: RefSeq, a predicted model, not a curated record
GCCGGUCAACCUUUCACCUACUUUCUCUCUCAGUGACAGCCGGCGUUUGUGUUGACGGUGGCAGAGGAGGAACUCGUCGUCAAAAUAUUACAGAGUUUGUUGCCCCUUCCAGUAGACUUGGUCACCUGAAGGAGAGAAUUCAGAAAUGUGGAUGAAUACUUUUUCCCGGUUUGCCCGGCCUGCUCUGCGGAGGAGCACCUCUGUCAUGGCCUGCCAGGCUUUGAGGGUUCGUCAUAGAGCAGGAAAAGCUCCAGGUCCUCUAUCCUCUUGUCUGACUUCAGCGCAGCUUCGUGGACACCAGACCUUAGGGUCUGCCUCCCUCCCUCUGGCUCGGCACUCAGUGAGGCAUGUCCGAGCUCUGGAUGAAGAGAGGCUUUUGGAGGUGGAGUGGGAGGAUGGAGGCCAAAGUCUGUACCCAUUCACUUGGCUGAGGGACAACUGCCAGUGUCCAAUGUGUACUCUGGAGUCUGCUCUGGCACGGAAACUGUUGAUGGCUGAUCUGGAUAUUCACACAGGCAUCGAUGUUGUGGAGGUCAAAAAUGACAACAAGGUGUCCAUUGUGUGGCCUGACCAGCACACCAGUGUGUUUGAUGCAGAGUGGCUGAAGAAACGCUGUUUCUCUCCGGCUGCCAGACAAGCAAUGCAAGAAGAACUUUUCCUCAAUGAGCGGUAUUACUGGGACUCCAAACUGCGCAUCCCCACAGCAGACUACCAGGAAGUCCUGCAUGACGAUAAGGCGGCUCUGGCUUGGCUCUUGGCCCUGCGCCGUGUUGGCAUCGUGUACCUGAAGGGGGCUCCGGCUGUGCAGGGCCAAGUGGCCAGACUGGCUGAGAGGAUUGGCUAUCUCAGGCUGACAUUUUACGGGCACACAUGGCAGGUCCAGGACAAAUACAUGGCAAAUAAUGUAGCCUACACUUCAGGAAGGCUCAGUCUCCACACAGACUACCCUGCGCUGCACUUUGCACCUGGAGUGCAGUUUCUUCACUGCAUCACCCAGGCUGUGGAGGGAGGGGAGAGCGAAGUGGUAGACGGCUUCCACAUGGCCGAGCAGCUGCAGAGAGAAGACCCAGAGGCCUUCAGGACGCUCUGCUCGCUCCCUGUGGACUUCACCGACACAGGGAUGGACUACUGCGACUUCAUGCUGCAGUCCAAGAAAUGCAUCAUCAAUGUUGACCCUGAGGGCCGAGUAGCGAGGAUAAACUACAACAAUGCCACCAGAGACUCUGUUCUCGACCUUCCCUUACAUCAGGUUCAGCCUUUCUACAGAGCACUGAAGAGCUUUGUGACCAUCAUGAACCAACCAGAGAAUGUGGUCACAUACAGCAUGCAGCCAGGUGAUUUAGUCACCUUUGAUAACUGGCGCCUGCUGCACGGGCGGAGGAGUUACAUCAGCAGGCCUGACAGGCUGCGACACCUGGAGGGCGCUUACCUGGACUGGGACGAAGUCAUGUCCCGCCUCCGGAUACUCCGCAGCUCAGUCAACGAGAACGUUUGAAAAUGCAGCCAAAUAAAAAAAAAGGUAGCUUUACAGCCUUUGCAGAAAAAACUCAACAGUGUUUAAAAGGUGAGCUGAAACGCUGAGGAGAUGGAGGGCAAAAGUGCAAAGAUAUUUUACCACUAAAGGUGGAAAGCUUAAGCUGCGACUGUGAAGGAGUCAGGCAUUGAAUCAAUGAUUUAUGCUUUCUUUAAAUUGGUACAAAAUCUGCAAAAGUGUCUGCUGAAUUUCAGUGGAAUUACAGAGCAACGCUUCAAUGCAAAAUGUCAAAAACACUUGGCUUUUUCUCUUUAAAGGUGCUUUUGGAUUCAGUCAAGGCUAAUGACAAAUAUGUUUUCUUAAGCUGAAAUUUAAGAUUUUACACAUUUUCUGAUGAUGAUGAUAAGUAUCUUGUAGGUUUACUUUAAUAUAAUUUACUAUUCCUAGUUCUGUGGUUAAAUUGGCUGAUGUUGUACUUGCUGUUUCUGAAAUCCCCUUUGUUUACCAGCCUGCAGUUUUGUUAAAUAAUGAUGAAUGACA